Molecule: messenger RNA, 1852 nt
Organism: Lytechinus variegatus (green sea urchin)
Lineage: Eukaryota; Metazoa; Echinodermata; Echinoidea; Temnopleuroida; Toxopneustidae
Product: matrix metalloproteinase-2-like
Exons: 9
Coding region: 163-1785 (540 amino acids)
Biological process (GO): proteolysis; collagen catabolic process; extracellular matrix organization
Cellular component (GO): extracellular matrix
Molecular function (GO): metalloendopeptidase activity; zinc ion binding
Source: RefSeq, a predicted model, not a curated record
UCUUCCAAACAAUAAGAUUAUAAUAAGGAAGAACAAGUUGGAGAGGAUCUCUCUUUUAACUCUCCAUCCAAAAUCUGGUAUUUCCUCGUAACGCCAAACUCCUACCACAACGCAAUGCUCCAGUUGAGGACGGAGGAUUCAUAACCCUUUUUGAUCGUUAAAAUGGACCUAUCAUCUUUAUUUUCGGGAGCGUUCACGUGUAUUAGAAUCAACAUGAUCAAGAUUCUGGUCGCUAUGGUAAUUAUUUCAUAUUUAGCGGUAAACUCUGAUGCCAAGCCGGUUAGAGAUGCGCAGGACGCCAAGAUGUAUUUAAUGAACUACGGCUACCUUAAACAAAGCGAUAUGGCGAAAGGAAAAUUGACGACAGAAGAUGAUAUGGUCAAAGCUUUAAAACAAUUUCAAUACAUGGCAAACAUAAAGGAAUCAGGGAAACUUGACAACGACACGAUUCGCAUGAUGGAGAUGCCGCGAUGUGGAACGCCAGACAUGGUUGGCACCGGCUCGCACGAUGUUCGAAAGAAGAGGUUCACCCUCUCCCAGCUUAAGUGGCCCUAUACCGACCUCACGUACCGGAUCGAUGGAACCACGCCCGACCUCCCCGCCGCACUCGUCAACCAGAUCAUGGCCCAAGCUCUCAAGGCUUGGUCAGAUGUUUCAUCGUUGACCUUCGCUCAGGUGGCUGCCAAUCAGCCAGCCGACAUCCUAAUCGAUUUCUUCGAAGCCGAGCACGGUGACGGUAACCCUUUCGACGGACCAGGUGCCGUACUCGCCCAUGCUUACUUCCCGAAUCCCAACCCCAUCGCCGGCGAUGCGCACUUCGAUGACGCCGAGACCUACACAGAUGGGACUCCACAAGGUAUAAACCUCUUUCAGGUAGCAGCGCAUGAGUUUGGCCAUAGUCUUGGGUUGGGCCACUCAACCAUCGAUGCGGCGUUGAUGGCGCCCUUCUACCAGGGCUAUGUACCAGAUUUCGAACUCCAUCCCGACGAUGUAGCUGGUAUCCAGGCACAUUAUGGACCAAACACAAAUCAAGGCGGUGGAGAUGGUGCUGAUGAAGGUCCACCGACCCCACCGGCCUCUGGGGACUGCAUCUCACAAUUCACUGCUACAACACAGACCGCAGACGGCGGUUUCUAUCUUAUCAAUGCAACCCAUGCUUUCCGGAUCGGGCCGAAUGGACUCGUAGACGGCUAUCCGAAGACAAUAGCAACCGAAUUCCCCGGAUUACCCGACAACAUCGAUGCAGGUCUGUACUUUCCGGAUAACAGCAAGACGUAUUUCUUUAAGGGCGGUGACUUUUAUCAGUUUUCGAGUCAGACGAUGGAUGACGGGUAUCCGCAAGCCAUAGCUACGGCGUUCCCCGGGUUACCGGAUGACCUGGACUCGGCUUUCAUCUGGACCGGUAACGGAAGAGUUUACUUUACCAAAGGUGACCAAUAUUACCGCUUCACCGCUGGGGUUGGCGUGGACGACGGUUACCCCCGACCCCUCUCGCUCUGGACCAACUUACCGCCGACGCUCGACGCCGCUAUGCAGCACGCCAACGGCUUCACAUAUUUCUUCUCCGGCGACUUCUAUUACCGCUUCAACGACGACGAGUUCAAAGUUGACGCUGGUUACCCCCGCGUUACUUCGGUGGGUUGGCUCGGGUGCGCCGCGGCCAUUGGGAGCGGUAACGGCACUGUGUCGCCGCCCGACGGCGGUAAUAGCGGCUUAAGAUUGACUUCGGCGACACUUUCUUCCUUACUCACUCUUAUACUGAUAAUCAGCUCAUUGUAUCUUUAAAAUUUACGUAUUCAUUUUUUUUAAUAAAAAAUCAUUUUUCGUAUUCUUUUUGUAAUAACCCCCCCCC